Messenger RNA from Grammomys surdaster, 669 nucleotides. RefSeq names its product lipase member H. Gene Ontology annotation, biological process: lipid metabolic process. The record is from RefSeq and is a predicted model, not a curated record. Gene Ontology annotation, molecular function: lipase activity. The annotation marks the transcript as partial. The transcript is spliced from 4 exons. NCBI's taxonomy places the organism in Eukaryota, Metazoa, Chordata, Mammalia, Rodentia, Muridae.
AUACAGAUGAAACAUGCCCAUCCUUCACCAGACUGAGCUUCCACAGUGCCGUGGUAGGCACAGGACUAAGUGUGAGACUGAUGCUCUACACACAGAGAGACCAGACCUGUGCACAAGUCAUCAACUCCACAGCUCUGGGGAGCUUAAAUGUGACCAAGAAAACCACUUUUAUAAUCCACGGUUUCCGGCCAACAGGCUCCCCUCCGGUUUGGAUGGAGGAGCUGGUACAGAGUUUGAUCAGUGUACAAGAGAUGAAUGUGGUGGUUGUUGAUUGGAACCGAGGGGCGACGACUGUGAUCUACCCCCACGCUUCUAGCAAGACCAGAAAAGUAGCUCUUAUUUUGAAGGAAUUUAUCGACCAGAUGUUGGCCAAAGGAGCGUCUCUGGACAACAUUUACAUGAUUGGAGUAAGCCUAGGAGCCCACAUAUCUGGAUUUGUUGGAGAGAUGUAUGAUGGGAAGCUGGGGAGAAUCACAGGUCUUGACCCUGCAGGCCCUUUAUUCAACGGGAGACCUCCUGAGGACAGAUUAGAUCCCAGCGAUGCACAGUUCGUGGACGUCAUCCACUCCGACACCGACGCACUCGGCUACAAGGAAGCCCUAGGACACAUAGAUUUCUACCCGAAUGGAGGACUGGAUCAGCCCGGGUGCCCCAAGACAAUAUUUGGAG